GACCGCUUUGGCCUGCUGGGCUUGCUGGGUGUGAUCCGCAUGAGUGAUCCGGACCUGACCACGCUUGCGCUUGGAACGGACCUCACGGGGCUGGGCCUUCACCUCAACUCCCCCGAGAACGUCUACAAAACCUUCGCUUCCCCCUGGGCUGAGGCGCCCCUGCGGCCUGAGCCCGACUUCAAGGUGCCGGAGUGCUAUCGGCAUGCGCCGCCGCGAUUGCAGGCGGGCUACUUCACCAAGUUUGCGCAGGAGACGCUGUUCUACAUCUUCUACUCCAUGCCUGGUGACGAGGCGCAGCUGUUUGCGGCGGAUGAGCUGCAGCACCGCGGCUGGGCCUACCACAAGGAGUUCAAGGUGUGGCUGACGGCAAUCCAGGGGGUGGAGCCGCAGCAGAAGAACGACCAGAUGGAGCGCAGCUCCUACUACGUCUUCGACACCGCCACCUGGGAGGCCGUGCGCAAGGAUAACUUCGUGCUGCACUAUGACGCCAUCGAGCGGCUGCCC
Coccomyxa subellipsoidea C-169 is the source of this 504-nucleotide messenger RNA. RefSeq lists its product as hypothetical. Gene Ontology annotation, cellular component: CCR4-NOT core complex; P-body. Gene Ontology annotation, biological process: regulation of DNA-templated transcription; nuclear-transcribed mRNA poly(A) tail shortening. The annotation marks the transcript as partial. NCBI's taxonomy places the organism in Eukaryota, Viridiplantae, Chlorophyta, Trebouxiophyceae, Coccomyxaceae. The record is from RefSeq and is a predicted model, not a curated record. The transcript has 3 exons.